Messenger RNA from Ictalurus punctatus (channel catfish), 3372 nucleotides. RefSeq names its product E3 ubiquitin/ISG15 ligase TRIM25. Gene Ontology annotation, molecular function: protein binding; zinc ion binding. The record is from RefSeq and is a predicted model, not a curated record. NCBI's taxonomy places the organism in Eukaryota, Metazoa, Chordata, Actinopteri, Siluriformes, Ictaluridae. The coding region runs from base 368 to 2047 and encodes 559 amino acids. The transcript has 7 exons.
UUGCUGCACUUUAUCGACGGUCCCUAAUGAUUCAGCACCGCGAGUGUAUGGACUCUAAGAGAAGGUUCUGAAUCAGGAUUUUCUCGACUUCAUUAAACAGUUGUAGUUGACUCUUCUUUUGAUGAUAAAUUUAUAUGAUGUAGUCUCACAAUAGUUCGGCGUGGAUGGGUGAGCUGUUCCUGAACGGUUACUGACCGGAAAUGUCUGAAAAUGAAACACAAACACGACACAUAAGCUGCUGCUUUCUGGGAAAACGAAACCAUAACGUCGUUUCCUUUCCUCCUUAACACCGAGCAUUUCUCAGACCAGGUGCCCAUUUUCCUUUGGCUGGAGACCUGAUCAAAUCCACCUGCUUUAAAUAAGAAAAAUGGCUGAAGCUUUAAAAUCUUACUAUGCAGAGCAGUUUAGCUGCUCGGUGUGCCUGGACAUUCUGAAGGAUCCAGUGACUAUUCCCUGUGGACACAGUUACUGCAUGAGCUGUAUUAAUAAUGUCUGGUCUGGGUUGAAUCAGAGCGCUGUCUACAGCUGCCCUCAGUGCAGGGAGACAUUUUCUCCAAGGCCUGCCCUGAAGAAGAACACACUUGUGGCUGAAGUGAUGGAGAAAAUGAAGAACGCUUCAGAUCAGGCUGCUACUUCUAAUCAGAAUACCUCAGCGUGCACACGAUUGGAGUGUGACUUCUGCAUAGGAGCCAAAAAUACAGCUGACAAGUUCUGUUUGCAGUGUUUAGCCUCCUACUGUGAGCUUCACCUCCAGCCUCACUACGAAUCUCCUGUGUUCAUGAAACACAAACUAGUCCCAGCAUCUGCGCAGGUACAGAAGAACAUCUGCCCUCAACAUGGCAAGCUGCUGGAUGUUUACUGUCACGAUGACCAACAGUGUAUCUGUUACCUGUGCAAGGUACAGAGUCAUAAUGAGCACAAAUCAUCAACUGUGGAAUCUGAGAGGAUCAAAAAACAGGAUGCCUUGGAAAAGACAAAGAUAGAGUGCCAGCAGAUGAUUGCUCAAAGAGAAGAAGGCCUAAUGGAGCUCACCAAGGCUGUGACAUCUAUUAAGUGUUUUGCGCAGGCAGCAGAGGAGGACAGUGAGAGGAUGUUUACUGAGCUGAUCGACUCCAUGAAGAGAAGAUGCUCAGAAGUGAAAACGCUGAUCAGAGCUCAGGAGAAGACCGAACUGAGUCGAGCUGAAGAACUUCGCCAGCGGCUGGAUGGUGAGCUCACAGAGCUGAGGGCACGAAAUGCAGAAAUGCAACAGCUAUUAUCGACAGAUGAUCACAUCGAUUUCAUCAAGAAAUACAUUUCUGUCUCUGCCUUGCCCAUGUUUAAAGACAUGCCUUCCAUAACCUGUGUGACUCAUGAUACUUCUGGAACCAUCUCCAUUUCUGAGGUCAAAGAACACCUUGAGGAUGUUUGUCAUCAGGAAGUAGCAAGGAUAUCAAAACAAAGUUUGAGAAUUAGGAACAUCCAUGUUGUGGAGCCUUCAGAGCCGGAGACCAGAGAGGACUUUUUGCAGUACUUCUGUGAUCUUCAUGUGGAUCCAAACACUAUCAACAAUAGUCUUUGUCUGUCGGAGGGAGACAGAAAAGUGACCCAGUCUCCUCCAGCGCAUCUAUAUCCUGAUCAUCCUGAGAGAUUUGACUUUUUUGCAAAUGUCUUAUGUAAAGAGUGUCUUUAUGGUCGUUGUUAUUGGGAAGCUGAUUGCAGGGGAAAUGACUGGUCUGUAGCAGUUUCAUAUAAAGGCAUCAUGCGUAAAGGAGGCAGUGAUGAAUGUAGAUUUGGGUUUAAUGCUAAGUCCUGGAGAUUAUCCCGCUCUAACCAAGGACACUAUUUCAGACACAAACUAAUUAUAUUUAAUCUUCCUCGUUUCAAUUCAACAACUAUUGGUGUGUACCUGAACCACAGUGCAGGAACGCUGUCAUUCUACAGUGUCUCUGACCAGAUGACACUCCUCCAUAAAGUCCAGACAACGUUUACUGAGCCACUCUAUGCAGGGUUUGGUGUUGGAGGUGGCUCAGUUGUCCGAAUUCUGAAAAAAGCUGAAAAAAUUUAAUAUUCAGAAAUGUAAUUAAUAAAAACCACAACUCGUUAACUACAAGAAUGCUAUAUACAUUCAAUUCAAUUCAUACAAUAUACAGUGCCCUCCACUAAUAUUGGCACCCUUGGUAAAUAUGUGCAAAGAAGGCUGUGAAAAAUUGUCCUUAUUGUUUAACCUUUUUACAACAAUUCACAAAAAUACUCCUUAAAAAAAAUACCUUUGUAAAAUAUAGGUGUGCCACUAUUAUUUGCACCCCUAUGAAUUCAUAUGAGAAAAAUAUAUUUAAAGUAUAUUCUCAUUGAUAUUUUCCUUUUUUGUUAUUUAUUUAAAAUUAUUAUUAUUUUUUUUUUUUACACCUGGGCAGUUAGGAACAGGAAAUUGCUCAACCAUGACUUCCUGUUUCACAAGGGUAUGAAUAUGAGGUAACACAUAGGCCAAAUUCCCAUUUAUAACAAUGGCAAAAGAUUGUUGAGCUUCACAAAAUGGGAAGUGGCUAUUAGAAAAUAGCAAAAGCAUUGAAAAUUCCCAAAGAUUACAAAUACGUCAAAAUCAGAGAAGGGUUAAAAAAAAAAAGCACUAAUUUACAUUACUUUUAGUUUUGAUGAAUAAGAAGCAAUAGAGCAUUACACUGAGCACAGUGAUUGCUGAUUGCCAACAGUUGUGUUAAAAUCACUCAGGAAUUGAGUACACACUUGCCUGAUCCUGCAUCAACAACUAAUUUAUCAUAUGUAGUCAUUGUCAUUACGUUAUGAGCUACCAAUAUUCUCAAAUUAAGUGUGCUGAUGUUAACUGCUUCAUCUAUAGAGGACUUAUGAUGAUGAUGGUUUGAUCAGUAUGUUAUCCGGAUAUAUUAUGAUCCAUCAAUUAUUGCGGAAAGCGAGAAUGUGAGAGAAUGUGCCUAUCCUGAUGCUUCAUUGCCUUGUGUUUUAUAGUGCUUUCUUUCUUUAUAUAUUAUACUAGAUUAAAGAUGGUCAUAAAUGUGAUUAGUUAAAUGGAGAAUCAUGUCAGUGAGGAAUGUUAAAUCAAAUAUCAAUGCUUUUGGUGGCAAAUAAUCUCUUUUUAAUAAAUCAUAUAAUUUCUAAUAUGAUGUCUGGUUUUCUGUGCAUAAGUGUAGCUGAUUGUAAAACUACACAGAGUAUUGUAAUGGAUUUUACUGUAAGGCCUUUAACAUCUCUGAAGCUAUAUCCUAAGUCACGAGUUAUAUUUGGUUCAUAUUUAGAUACUGCUGUGAUUUAUUUUAGUAAUACGAGUAAGUGAAAAAAUUUAAAAGGAUUUUGCUAGAUAAUUCCCACUGUUUAUGUAAUCCAAACAUUCAUUAAAGUUGUCAAAUGAACUCAGUC